AUGAGUGGAUUCAAAGUCGAAAAUCGCACCAGCGAGAGCGUCCAAUGCUCUAUCACGAACACCACCGGCGGCAACGCGGAGUGGUUCAACGUCGCUCCAGGGUGCAAUGAUACGUGGAAAAGGGCAGGGUGGGAGGAUGUCAAGUUCCGUGACCCGGCGGAUACGAAGUUCAAGUCUCUUCGAGCCAACCGCGGGGAGCCCGCGAUCAUCUACUUCGACGGGUUUGACAAACCUUUAACUAUCGUGAACACCUACCAGCCUGCUGGCUUCAGAGUCAACAACAAGUCGCCGCAGACGGUGAUGGUCUCCGUCACCUCCACUACAGGGGGAGACAACGCGCUGUUCAAGCUGGUUCCCGGGCAGUCGGACGUCUGGAGAAGGAAUGGAUCCGAGACAAUUCGUGUCCAGACUGAAGACGGAAGCAAGCAUGCAGAAGGCGUCUUCGACAACAAGGGCAAGAUGGCGGACGUCAACUUUGUCGACUUCAGUUACAGCCUGGUCUUUCGGACGGGUAACGCGAACUACAUUGCUGACGAACACUACGCCGAAGCCGCGCGCAUAGCUGGUUCUUACUACGACAAGACUCAGGCCUUGGAUUCCCAUUUGACUCUGGCCAUUCCCAAAGUCGAUGCGCUGGAACGCGCGGUUCACGGCACGUCUCUCGUCGGCUGA
Mycena citricolor is the source of this 672-nucleotide messenger RNA. The record is from the annotation of a GenBank genome assembly. NCBI's taxonomy places the organism in Eukaryota, Fungi, Basidiomycota, Agaricomycetes, Agaricales, Mycenaceae.